AUGGGGUUAAACGAUCGUGAUAACAAAUGCGCCGAACCGGAGUUAAAGGUCGGCCUUUUAGCAGACCAACCCAAAAGACGUCGAACAUUUGCCACUCGUCUGAGGUCUGGAACGGCUAAGGUCUUCCGUUCGGUAAAGGGAUUCCUGUUUCCAAUGCCGCCAGAGAAGUCGGUCAUACGUACCCAUGGUUUAGCCACUACCACGGUUACUACCUCUUCGACAACGACUAUAAUAACGACCAAGGCUCAGUCGACUACCACUAGGCAUACCACAACGAUCACGUCCACCACAACCACUGUGACCACUCUCAAAUGCGUCACUAUAAAACCGGCCAUUGUCACCACCACGACUACUGAAUUCGUCGUUCCUGCAGCCAAUAACAAGUUUUCGAAGACCACGAAAACAACGACCAUGACCACCACCGCUACCACGACCAACAUCGACCCGAUACCAAAAAUCACUACAACCAUCACAAAAACCAGGACCCGCAUCCCGCCUCGUGAUGCAUUCUUGGAAAUCAUGGUUAAAGUCUUGAAACCUAAAAACCCUUAG
Macrosiphum euphorbiae (potato aphid) is the source of this 552-nucleotide messenger RNA. Lineage: Eukaryota; Metazoa; Arthropoda; Insecta; Hemiptera; Aphididae. The record is from the annotation of a GenBank genome assembly.